Molecule: messenger RNA, 2485 nt
Organism: Cyclopterus lumpus (lumpfish)
Lineage: Eukaryota; Metazoa; Chordata; Actinopteri; Perciformes; Cyclopteridae
Gene: pus7
Product: pseudouridine synthase 7
Exons: 17
Coding region: 211-2118 (635 amino acids)
Biological process (GO): pseudouridine synthesis
Cellular component (GO): nucleus
Molecular function (GO): pseudouridine synthase activity; RNA binding
Source: RefSeq, a predicted model, not a curated record
CGGAACCAAGCACACACACACACACACACACACACGUGUGGGGUAAAGCUGGCAUUCAACGCAGUUCGUGCUCUUCUGAAUAUCACCAAACGCAGUGCCUGUGUCAAACUCUGGUGCACGAGGAGGUGUCUGCGAGUGUUUGAGACGAGACGUGUUUCCGGGUUCCACGUCUCCUUCUCGCCUCCUCGCCUCCACAAACACUUUGCUCUGAUGGCUGAGUCUGAGCCUGUGCAAGUCGGAGAAAAAAGAGGCUGUCCAGAGGAUGAAAAGGACGACACACCGUCAAAGAAACUAAGAGUUGAGAAGGAUCAAAAGAAUGGAAGCCCGGACCGCCACGAUGGAGAUGGAGAGGGAGAGCGAGAGGGAGAGGAAGAGCCCGCAGGCAAAGCAAGUGAUGGGGAGGAGGAGGUUGAGACCUUUGCUGAUAUGAUGAAGCAUGGCCUCACUGAGUUGGAUGUGGGCAUCCUGAAGUAUGUCAGUGACCACGAGGGCUUCUCCGGAAUCCUGAAGGAAAGAUAUUCUGAUUUCGUGGUCCAUGAAAUCAGCAAACAGGGCAAGAUUCUGCAUUUAGAUGACCUCACUCUCCCUCCAGAGGCCGAGGAAGUCCCAGAAGUUCAACCGCAGCCAGAGGAGUAUGACGUGCUGACUGAAGAGCAGAAGACGCAGCUGGAGAAGCUGCAGCUCUACAAGAAUAAAGAGGACGACGUCUCCAUUGAGGUGGUGGAUGACACUAAAGAGAAGCGGACGUUGGUUCACAAAGCCAUCAAGACUCAUUAUCCUGGUCUGGAGACGAAGACUGAAGAAAAGGAAGGGCGCAAGUUCAUCGUGGCCUACCACGCUGCUGGGAAGAAGGCUCGAGCAGCUCCAAGGAAACACUCCUGGCCCAAAAACCGUGGCAGUUUCUGCCACUUUGUCCUGUACAAGGAGAACAAGGACACGAUGGAUGCCAUCAAUGUGCUUUCAAAGUUCCUCAGGCUCAGACCCAACAUGUUUUCCUACAUGGGAACCAAGGACAAGAGAGCCAUCACUGUGCAGGAGAUUGCAGUGCUCAAGAUCACAGCGGAGAGGUUGGCUCACCUCAACAAGUGCCUCAUAAACCUCAAGCUGGGAAACUUUUGCUACAAAAACCACCCUCUUAAGCUGGGAGAGCUGCAGGGAAACCACUUCACUGUGAUCAUCAGAAACAUCUCAGGGACAGAGGACCAGGUCCUUCAAGCCAUGACAUCCCUCAAGCAGACGGGCUUCAUCAACUACUAUGGCAUGCAGCGCUUUGGCACCACAGCUGUGCCUACACAACAAGUUGGCAAGGCUAUCUUGAAAAACAACUGGAAAGAGGUUGUGGAUUUAAUUCUGAAGCCUCGUCCUGGAGCGGAGAAAGAAUUCAUGGUCCGCUGCAGAGAGGAGUGGGCAAAGACUCAGGACCCAGAGGCUGCCCUGAAAAAGCUGCCCAACAAGCGAUGUGUUGAGGGGCAGCUGCUGCGGGGCCUGUCUAUGUACGGCAAGAAGAACAUCGUCACUGCUUUUGAAAUGCUCCCUCGUAACAACCGCCUGAUGUACAUCCACAGCUACCAGAGCGUUGUGUGGAACACCAUGGUGAGCCGGAGAAUCGAGGCCUUCGGCCUGAAGGCCGUGGAGGGGGACCUUGUGCUCAAAGGAACUGCAGCACACGCGCUGUCUGCAGAGGAGGCCGAGAGCUGCUCCAUCCAUGACAUUGUGAUGCCACUUCCUGGGUUUGAUGUCAUCUACCCCACCCAUCCCGUGGGUAAAGGAUACAGAGAGCUGCUCUCUGCAGACGGGUUGGACAUCGACAACAUGAGACACAAAGUGAGGGACUACUCUCUGGCUGGAGCCUACAGACGCAUCCUCAUCAGACCCACUGACGUCAGCUGGGAGGUGAUCCAGUACGACGACCCCAGGAUCUCACUGGUGCAUAGUGAUGUUGAGAUACUAGAGAACAAACCCGCUCCCGUCUUCAACAAAGAGGGGAAGUAUCGGGCUCUGCGGAUGGAGUUCUCCCUGCCUCCCUCAACCUACGCGACCAUGGCGAUCAGAGAGGUCCUCAAGUUGGACACGAGCAUCAAGAAACAGACGCAGCUCAAUACCACCUGGUUCAACUGAGACCAAAACGCACUCUGGCACACGCUGGACUGUUGUGUGUUUUUAAGUGCAUCAUGCGUGCCUCUGUGAGUGGGUGUGUUGGCUUCUGUGUGAAGCCAAAAGAUUAUUAAGAGCAACACUUUAUCGUUCAACUUUCUUCUCUUUUUUUAAAUGUUUUUACUUUCUCCAAAGUUUCCUUCUGUGCUGAGAUGACUGUUUAUUUUGACGAUGAUUUAAGUCUACUGUUUGCUGUCUCAUGCCUCAAUCUGCUGCCCCUUUUUUGUACAGAAAAACUUGGUUCUUUCUUUGUUUCGUUUUUUAACUUUGAGCUGAAUGUGUGAAUUGAAGAAAGAACUCUUUAAGAGAGAAAUAAACAAUGUUGAGUUGA